Messenger RNA from Panicum hallii, 1360 nucleotides. RefSeq names its product NDR1/HIN1-like protein 13. The record is from RefSeq and is a predicted model, not a curated record. Gene Ontology annotation, cellular component: plasma membrane. Lineage: Eukaryota; Viridiplantae; Streptophyta; Magnoliopsida; Poales; Poaceae. The coding region runs from base 255 to 1211 and encodes 318 amino acids. The transcript has a single exon.
CGUAGCAGCAGCUGGGGAUGGGUGAAAGAAAAGAAAAAGAAAAGAGAAAGGAAGGAAGCACACAGAAAUUUAUACAGUGUAUAUAUAAAUGGCCCCAGUUAUUACGCUCCUCCUCUUCUCCGCGUUUUCCACCUCAGUCCUAGCUAGCAGCUCCUUUACUCCUCAUCCCCUUUCUGGACUUGUGCUCCAUCUCCAUCCCUUCCCCCAGCAGCAGCUGCCAAGAAGCAAGGUCGCGAGGGCCGGAGGCUGAAGCAAUGGGCGACCGCGCGUACGCGCCGGCCUCGAAGCCGAUCCCCGUGCGCGCUACCAACGGCACGGCGAACGGCGGCGCCGGCGGGCCGCCCCGGCCCGCGCCGCCGUCCAUGCUGCCCGGCGGCCGGGUUCCUCCUCCGCCGAUGUACCGGCCGAAGCCCGCGCAGUCUCGCCCCCCUCCUCGGCGUCCCCGUCGGAGCGCGCGCGGGUGGUGCUGCGCGUGCUGCCUGUGGCUGACGCUGGUGCUGGUGGGCCUGGUGUUCCUGGGCGCCAUCGCGGCGGGGGUGUUCUACGUGGUGUACCGCCCGCAGCCGCCCAGCUUCGCGGUGACCUCGCUGCGGCUGGCGGCGCUGAACGUGUCCGACUCCGACGCGCUCACCUCCCGCAUCGACUUCACGGUGACGGCGCGCAACCCGAACGACAAGAUCGCGUUCGCGUACGGUGACAUGGCGGCGUCCUUCUCCGCGGACGGCGCGCCCCUGGGCGACGGCGUGGUCCCGGGGUUCCUGCACGCGGCGGGGAACACGACCGUCAUACGCGGCGCCGCGUCCGCCACCGCGGCCACCAUCGACCCCGUGCAGGCGGCCGCGCUCAGAUCCAAGAAGUCCCACGCCAUGUCCGCGGAGAUGGACGCCAAGGUGGGGUUCCAGAUCGGGCGGUUCAAGUCGAAGCGCAUCAACGUCCGCGUCGUCUGCGCGGGGUUCUCCGCGGGUCUCGCCAAGCCCACCCCGCCGCCCGCGCCCGCUCCGGCGCCGGACGCGGAGCCGACCGUCGUCGUCGCCGCCGCGCCGGCGCCGGCCCGCGGGCGCGGGCGCGGGCGCGGGCGGCCCCCGCGGUCCGUCGUCCGGACGUCCUCCUCUUCCUCGUCGUCCUCUUCCUCCGGUUCCGGCGGCGGGAAGAUGACGCCGACGGACGCAAAGUGUAAGGUCCGCAUCAAGAUCUGGAUUUGGUCGUUUUGAUGGAUUCGGGGCCCGGGGUUUGGGCGGGGGUAGAGAGAAAAAUUUUCGUUUCAACUUUCUCUUCUUUUUUUCUUGCUUCUCCUCUCUUGACAACAGUGUAUGUGGAUGAUUUAUUGGAGUAUAGUCUAUAUGGUUUCCAUUUCACCUUC